CCAGCAGAGCCACGACAACAGCCGUACGGUCAUCAACUGGUGCUGUCGUGGAAGAGACUAAACGUUUUAGCGAAGAAGACUGUUCACAAGUCUUUCAAGUCGUCUAAAAUCACGUACAAACAUAUAUUGCACAACGUUAGUGGAAAUGUUCGAUGUGGCAACCUUCUAGGAAUAAUGGGUCCAAGCGGUUCCGGAAAAACUACACUUAUGGCCACUGUAAGUCAUCGAACUAAAGGUAAUUUCCAAGGAGAACUUCUACUAAACGGUCAUCCGGUAUCUGAAGAAGUGAUGAUUAAAAUAUCAGGUUUCGUUCCUCAGCAAGACAUUAGCUUCGAUCAGUUAACAGCUUCGGAACACUUGCGUUUAAUGGCCAAUUUGAAAAUGGACCGGCGCACCACGGCCGGGGCCCGGUCCGAAUGUAUCGGGCGCUUGGUGGCGGAGCUGGGCAUGGGCGAGUUCGCGGACACGACGCUGUCGCUUCUGUCGGGCGGCGAACGCAAGAAGGUCACGCUGGCCGUGCAGCUGCUCAACGAUCCGCCAAUACUGUUCUGCGACGAGAUCACCACCGGCCUGGACAGUUACGCGGCCGCGCACGUCGUCGACGCGCUGAAACGCAUCGCCCAUACCGGCAAGAUCGUCGUCUGCACUAUUCACCAGCCCGCGUCCGGCGUGUUCGACAAAUUCGACGACGUGGUCCUGCUGUCCAACGGACGAUUGGUCUGUCAGGGCCCCAUUGCCAUGGUCAACCAGUUGUUUCAAAAAUUUGAUUAUAAGUGCCCGGAUUUAUACAACAAAGCGGAUUUCGUAAUUUCUAUAUUAAAUUCCGAAAACGAAAAAGUAAAACAAAAUGUCGAUGAAAUGUGCAAGCUAUCUUCAACAGAAAAUCAAAUAAAUAUAAAUUACGAUUUAUUUAAUGAUCAAAUUCAAUUCGAUUAUACACAACACUUACGAAUGCUAAAACCAUUAUGGAUUACACAGUUAAUAUUGAUAUUGAAUAGAUCCAUCGUAUGUAUGUUAAGAAAUUACAAAGUAAAACUGUUGGAAUUGGGAACGUUAAUGUUUCUCGGUUUAAUAUUGUCGAUGCCAUACCUAAACCUCAAGUUUGAUGUGAAAGCCGUACAGAACUGGCAAGGAUUCUGGUUAUGUCUAAUGACCAAUUCUAUUUUCCAGUACUGUUACACGUCAAUUAUAACGUAUCAAACUGAAUUCUCGGUUGUCCAUCGAGAAAUCAGCAACAACAUUUACGCGCUAAGCGUGUACUACAUAUCUCAGAUCAUUAUCACGUUUAUCUGGACCGUACUGGAAUCGCUGAUCUAUACAUACUUGGUGUUUUGGAUAGUGGGCAUAAAAUGGGAGUUUUUGCUGGUGACGACGUUCGUGAUAAAUAUGUUGAUAUGCAGAUCUUAUGGAAGUGUUUUGUCAGCAUUCUUUGAAAAGUUUGAAAAUAUUGUUAUUUUCUCAUUGGUUUACGAUUAUCUUGCUGUAUCACUUUGUGGCGCCUACAUAUCGCUUGGAUCGUUGCCGUCUAUAUUUUAUUACUUGAAGUAUUUUUCAAUUUUCUUCCUCGGCUGUGAAACAAUGUUGAUUUUGCAAUGGCGAGACAUCUCCUUUAUACCGUGUUUCAAUGUAAACAAUUGUCUGCGUAACGGCAAGGAAGUCUUGUUGAGCUAUGGAUAUGACAUCAAUCGUUUCAACACUGAUCUCUUAAUUCUAGUUACAUUCUACAUUUUAUCAUAUGCCUUUGGAUAUUACGGAUUGCUCAGGAGAACUAAAAAACAACCAGCUUACUGAGUAAGUCAAAGGAGACCAUUUAUCCUAUUUAUAAGAUAUCCAUUUGUGUCGAUUCAAUCGUAUAAAGUUGUAAUCGAAACACUUUAAAGUAUUCAAAUACGACUAAAUUAUAGUAUAUACGAAUUAAUAUUAGU
This is a messenger RNA of Sipha flava (yellow sugarcane aphid), 1925 nucleotides long. RefSeq names its product protein scarlet-like. The record is from RefSeq and is a predicted model, not a curated record. Gene Ontology annotation, molecular function: ATP binding; ABC-type transporter activity; ATP hydrolysis activity. Gene Ontology annotation, cellular component: plasma membrane. Lineage: Eukaryota; Metazoa; Arthropoda; Insecta; Hemiptera; Aphididae.